Molecule: messenger RNA, 618 nt
Organism: Iphiclides podalirius (scarce swallowtail)
Lineage: Eukaryota; Metazoa; Arthropoda; Insecta; Lepidoptera; Papilionidae
Source: the annotation of a GenBank genome assembly
AUGGAAAAGACAGUGUUCUACUAUUUUAACCUAAAAGCUCUGGGCGAGGGGGUUCGGUUGUUGCUAGCCUAUGGAGGUGAAGAAUUUGAAGAUCACCGUGUUAGUCAGGAAGAUUGGCCAGAAUUGAAACCAAAGACCCCAUUUGGGCAGCUGCCAAUGCUCGAUAUGGGCGGCAAGAGGUAUGCGCAGAGUGGCGCCAUAUGCCGUUACCUCGGCCACAAGUACGGCCUCGCCGGCGCCAAUUUAGAGGAGGACCUGCUCAUCGACCAGAGCUACGACUUCGUGAACGACAUCCGUGUUAAGGCCGCGACGGUGUGGUACGAAGCGGAUGAGGCGGCGAAAGCGAAGAAGCAAGAGGACUUCGCUAAGAACCAGUAUCCCUUCCUGCUGAAUAAACUCGACGAGCUGAUUAAGCAGAACAACGGACAUCUCGCCCUGGGAAAGCUCACGUGGGCCGAUUUCGCUUUCACCGGCAUGUUCGACUACUUGAAGACGAUGCUGCAAAUGCCCGACUUGGAGGAGAAGUAUCCAAGCUUCAGGGAACUCAAAGACAACGUCCUUUCCCUGCCCAAGGUCAAGGAGUUCUGCGCCAACACGCCGAAGCCAGUGCUCAAUAUC